Molecule: messenger RNA, 3480 nt
Organism: Fonticula alba
Lineage: Eukaryota; Rotosphaerida; Fonticulaceae
Exons: 9
Coding region: 1-3480 (1159 amino acids)
Source: RefSeq, a predicted model, not a curated record
AUGAUGCUCGCCCGGGCGCUUCGACCAUGGCGCCGUCUGGAUAACCCGGCGGCUUCGAUUUUUCUGCUUCGCCAUGGCACCCGAGCAGCCUACUCCGCGGGCCCACAAUCUUCCACCGCGGAUGCUUCCUCCUCCCAGGUGAAGCCCGCUCCUGGGGCUCCUUCAUUUGACACACAGAAGACCGGCGAGUGGCUCGACAAGUCAGCUCCGACGGCCAAUGCGCCUCUCCCCCAAGCCGGCUCCCCAAAAGCCGGCUCCGACCCGCUCUCUGCCAAACCCCAGCCGAAGAGGCCUGACCACGCACCGUCAGGCAACAAUGAUGCCACUACUCCGGCAGCGGCUUUUGUCAGGACACUCCCGGCAUUGAAUUAUUUCGACUUGCGCGCGACAUCCGUCCACAAUCCGCCAGCCCGCCCGGCCAGGCCGGCCGACAGUGUGACCCUCUCCCGGACAACCUAUCGCCGGUGCCUGCUGUCCGGCGAGCUGCUUCGUGGUAUCACCCUGUCCCCUGUCGGGCCUGCCGCCGGGGCUUCCUCCACGAAGGGCUCGGCCCCCGGCACAGGGCGCACUAAUGCCACCGCUCGCCAGUGUGUCUGCAACAGUCGCCGAUCGAGCGGGUAUCUGCUGGACCAAACCACAACGCCAAUCUGUCCCCAGUGUCAGUUUUAUGGGUCCAUUCGCAGCCUCUCGAUCAAUGGUGCCCAAAUCUCCCCCUCCUUCUUGGGCUUUCUUCUGCGCACUUUCUCCAUGGUCGACCAGCUCCACCUUUUCUCGGUUCCCUUUACUUUGGAGCACUUGAAUGAGCUGCAGAUGGCCUUGCAAGGUCGGCCGCGCCUGAACUCGCUCACCUUGCACAACUGCUCGAUUGGUGAGAAUUUGGUCAGUGUUCUCCUCCGCUCCGACCUCCUCCGGCACACCUCCUAUAUCGAUCUGUCUCACAACAACUUUGGCAUCGCCGGAUCCAUGAACCUCCUUGCCCGGCAGCUGGCCACGGGCCAGCUGCAAGCCCGGAUCCUUGACAUUUCUGGCAAUCACCUGAACCAUCGCGAAGCGGCAAUUUUGUUUGGCGCCCUCCAUGCCAACACAUCUUUGCUGGCUUUACGCAUGCGAAACAUGAAGACACCCAAUGUCGAUGUGCGCGUGCCGCUGGCGGAUUUGUUCAUGAGCGCAUCUCGCCUGGCGGAAUUGGAUAUGAAGGGAACGCCGCUCUUGAACGAGGACCGGCAUGCACGCGUCGCCGGCUUCUGGGCCAAGGCCAAACAGGGACUGCCGAACUUCAGCCAGCUGCGGUUGGGGCACAUCCCGACAAAUCGGAUCUUCGAGACAACCGGAGUAUUUGUCCCGACCUCCUCGAAACCGAUUCAGCCGAAUCUGGAAUCCAUUCGAAACCUCCGGCAGGCGGCCUGCGUGCCCUGUCACACGGUCGAACGGUCGCCCUUCCGCAACUUGCAAAUGCAACUGUCUCCCUACAUGCGGGAGCGCAUGGCCCUGCAUCCGGACAUCGAUGCUCGAUUCAAUGUGACGGCUCUUCAUACGCAAUCCGGCCCAUUGCCGGCUCGACUGGCUGGCGGCCGGAUGUCCACACUGCUUACCGCGGCCCAGCGAUACUUCGGCCCUCAUACGCAUGCUGAAUCAUUCGCAGAAACUUCCACGUGCCGGUGGGAGCAAAACUUGAGGAACUUCGCCCAGCGCCGGCCCGAACUGACAGACCCUCGGCCAACGGCUCACCUGCCGACCCUCAAGCCACUGGCGGCCAUGCUUCGUGCCGGUCGAGCAUCCUCGGCUAUCCCCAGGCAGCGAGAGCACCCGGACCUGCCACCUAUUUUCAUGGAAUCCUGCCCUGAUGCUUCGCGCCCCCUGCUGGCAGCAUUGCAGCUUCCGGCCUCCGCACUAUCGCAUAUCCCCAAUGCCCGGAUCAGUAGCUGCCACUUGGGCCGAGUGCUGGUGGGUCAUGUGGUUGUGUCGUACAUGUCAAUCGCCGAGCUGGUGAGUCUGCCGCUGCAGGCGCUCUUCGCCCAGUGUAUGGACACGCUGGCGGCCUUGUCGCGACUGGAGACCCCGGUAUCGGACCACAUGAUGGCCCUGGUUCGUGCAUUUGACCCGACGGCCAGCCUGACCGCCCUGGAGCUGGAUCCUACCAUUCGGCUGGCCGUCUUUUCGGCGUGCUUCCGGUUGUUUGUUUCGCUGCCUGCCAUCUGCCAUGCGGAGGAGAUCCUCUCGCUGGAGAGCACCUCGGAGGGAUUGGCCACGCUGGCUGCGUCGGUCAGCAGUCGGACCUAUGGUUUGGCCCAGGCAGAAGAGAGGGCCUCUUCGACGGCUGGGCCAUCGACGACCGUGGCCCCCAUCCCACGAAGGGCAUUCGCCGAAAUCCGCCGAGCGGCCCUGGCUAGAGCUCGUCUGCGGCGCCGGGAUGAGGGGCCGCAGUGGAGUGUCAGCGCCAUGCAGAUGACCGACAAUGGGUCCUGGUCCAGGCACCUGCGACAGCAAUUGACCCAGGCCCGGACCACGGUCGAGCUACUGGGGCAGUACAUAGGCCGGGACCCGGUCGAGGUGGCAGCCCUGGCGGCCCGCCAAACCGCGGCCUGGACCUCCCGCGAGGUGGCCGUAUGGCUGGCGAAGCUACGGCCGAGCCGCCAGUCCUGGAGGCCUCACUCCUCGCAGGGGCUGAUGCAUCAGCUCCUCUGCCCGGCGCCCGAGUGGGCCGACCGCCCGCGAGGCUACCUGAAUGCCGAGCCGAUCAUGGCCGAUGCCCAUCAGUGGGAUUCGCCACUGGACGGCUUGGGCUUGAUGGGCCUGGCUCGCCUGCUUGUGACCCCGGUCCGGAGCCGCGAUCAGGCCGAGGAUCAUGGCCCGUCGACCGAGUUGGCGUAUCCAUGGACCCCGGAGGCCCAGGCCAGGAGCAAUCUCACGGAACAUCGGGAGCCCUGGCAGCAGCAUGGCCGGUCGAUGGCAAUGGGCGUCAUGUCGAGCGACCCGCGGCCGCCCUGCCUGACGGUGACCGAUGAGCAGAUCGACCAGCAUAUUCAGCAGCUGCUCAAUACGCUGCCCGCCGAGCGGACCGUCCUGCGCCAGCAUCUGGGGGACUUGCUCCAAGCCGCCACCCAAACCCAAGGAGCAGGGGCCUGGCUUCCUCUGCCGGAAAAUGGGCUUGCUUGGUACAUGAACAUGCCGAUCACCAAGGACAUGAGUAUGCAGGCCGCCACCGCGGGGCUGCUCGGUGGCCUGCGCGCUUCCGAUGCGUCCGGUGCCUGGACGUCGGCCGAGGAGGAUAUGUCCGUAGGUGGUUGGGGCAGCGGCGCCGGCAUGGAACCCUGGGUGUCCUCGCGCCAGCGCCUGGCCGGCGCCCCCUUUGCCUUCCACGAGUGGCGCCUCUCCACGCCGAAGGAGCAGGAAGACCCCGCCACGCGGCAGCCGCCACUGGCGACCCUCACUCCGGCAUCCUUCCCCACCUCGGGCCUCUUGCUGGAGGACCUGAUGUAG